AUCACUAUUUAGCACACACCGCGUAAAAGUGACGCCGAUUUCAAUUUCAACGAUUUACGAAAAGUGUGUGUGAAAACCCAGGAAACAAUGGCCGAUGUAGACGAUUUUGAUUCGCUGUCCAAUGCAGAGUUGCGCGCCAAGAUGCUGGCCCAGGGGCUGCCCAACAUCCCGGUGACGGACAGCAGCCGCAAGGUGCUGGUGAAGCGUUUGCGCGCCUCCAUUGGCGGCCAGGGCUCGCCGGCCGGAAGUCCCAAGAAGAGCAGCCGACGCGAGACACUGGCUCCAGUCGCCUCUGCUCCGGCGGCCGCAUCCACGCCGGUAGACAAGCUGGACGGGAAUAAAGUGGCUCCUGCGACCAAGGCUCGUCGCACCAUUGCCGCCACUGAGGCCAAGGAAGCCGAGCGCCGACGCCCUGAGGAGCCGGUGGCUGCCGAUCGCCGUCGAAACGAGGAGCCGGUAGUCGCCGACCGCCGUCGAAACGAGGAGCCGGUGGUCGCCAGGAAGCCCUUGCCGGCUGCUGCCCCACCCAUACAAACGCGACGCACCUCCACCACGUCCACUGGAUCCCAAAGCAAGCCGGUGGAGACGGUGAAGCCGGUGAAGAAGCCACAAACCAUUGCCGAGGAGCCGGCUCCAUCUAAGCGCACUGAUCGUGAGGACAACUACCUCAAGGUUAACUCACUGAUUGUGCUCGAGUCCGAUGACGAGGAGGACGAGCAGCUGGCCCAGGCUGCAAAUCUCGUGGAGCAGCAGCACGCGGCCAGGGAGAAGGCUUCGUCCAAGCUGGCCAGCAGCGGCACUACUACUUACGAGUACAGAAGCAAGCUGGUGGAACCUCCUCGCCAGCAGGUCUACGAGGCCUCAGCAGCUCCUGUGCUGCCCCCAUCUGUGCCAUCUGCCAGAUCACUGGCAACCAGUUCGACCAGGUCCUACGACUACCAACCAAGCAACCCAUUACCCGGUCGCUAUAGCAGCUUUGUGCGCACUGCAGCCCAGGGCUAUGUAACUGCCGAGGCUCCGCCGCUGCCCUUGUACUCCUCCCCCAGCUAUCAGCGCACCUAUGCCAACGAGCUGAGCGACGAAAACGAGGCUGAGGAGUCCAGAUAUGAGAGCACAUUUGCCCAGAAUCUGGCCCGUUUGCGGUCCGAGCGCCUUGGAGAUCGCAGCAGGCCGUACAGCCGACGCACUUUGGCCAGUGGCAGUGCGUCCAGCGGAUCUCUGGGCUAUGAGCCGCGUCCCAGACGCUCGCUUCGUUCGGAUGAGAACAGCGUGUCCGUGGCCUUUGGCCGCUGGUGGAACAGCCUGGAGCAGAAGUACCACAUCAAGUCGAAGCUGUUCAUUCUUUUGGUGGUCGUAUUGUUAAUCGGCGUUUAUUGCAUAUUCUACUGACCUGUUUAAAUGUUCUAUUUUCGAAUCUGUAAACUAGUUUGUAUUCUACGUUAUUGGAUUUGUUUUGUAAACAGGCCCGCCGCUGCGGUCUUUGUAUGAAUCUCGUUUCGAUGUAAUUUGAGUCUGAGAUAUACUAGCAUUUAAGCUGCGUGUUAUCCGUGUUCCAAUAAAGCACACUUGCAGGGAAUCUCCUCAGAUGACCA
This is a messenger RNA of Drosophila subpulchrella, 1592 nucleotides long. RefSeq names its product otefin. Lineage: Eukaryota; Metazoa; Arthropoda; Insecta; Diptera; Drosophilidae. The transcript has a single exon. The record is from RefSeq and is a predicted model, not a curated record. The coding region runs from base 88 to 1389 and encodes 433 amino acids.